AUGUUUGUGGAGGAGACAACAACAGUGUCCUGGGAUAGGAGCAGGACCACCGUGCCGCCCGAGGAGGAGGAGGAGGAGGAGGAAGAGGCGGGGGAGGAGGAAGAGCAGGAGGAGGAGGAGCAGGAGAGAGGUGCAGUACAGAGAGGUGCAGUACAGAGAGGUGCCGAUGGGGGUGGACCCAGAAGAACGUACAGAGAGGUGCGGUACAGAGAGGUGCGGUACAGAGGUGUGCAGUACAGAGAGGUGCAGUACAGAGAGGUGCAGUACAGAGAGGUGCAGUACAGAGAGGUGCGGUAUAGAGAGGUGCAGUACAGAGAGGUGCAGUACAGAGAGGUGCAGUACAGAGAGGUGUGCAGUACAGAGAGUACAGAGGUGUGGUACAGAGAGGUGCAGUACAGAGAGGUGCAGUACAGAGAGGUGCAGUACAGAGAGGUGCAGUACAGAGAGGUGCAGUACAGAGAGGUGCAGUACAGAGAGGUGUGCAGUACAGAGAGGUGCGGUAUAGAGAGGUGCAGUACAGAGAGGUGCAGUACAGAGAGGUGCAGUAUAGAGAGGUGCAGUACAGAGAGGUGCAGUACAGAGAGGUGCGGUACAGAGGUGCGGUACAGAGAGGUGCAGUACAGAGAGGUGCAGUACAGAGAGGUGCAGUACAGAGAGGUGCAGUACAGAGAGGUGCGGUACAGAGGUGUGCAGUACAGAGAGGUGCAGUACAGAGAGGUGCGGUACAGAGAGGUGCGGUACAGAGGUGUGCGGUACAGAGGUGUGCGGUACAGAGGUGUGCGGUACAGAGGUGUGCGGUACAGAGAGGUGCAGUACAGAGAGGUGCAGUACAGAGAGGUGCGGUACAGAGGUGUGCGGUACAGAGGUGUGCGGUACAGAGAGGUGCAGUACAGAGAGGUGCAGUACAGAGAGGUGCAGUACAGAGAGGUGCAGUACAGAGAGGUGCGGUACAGAGAGGUGCGGUACAGAGGUGUGCAGUAUAGAGAGGUGCAGUACAGAGAGGUGCAGUACAGAGAGGUGCGGUACAGAGGUGUGCGGUACAGAGGUGUGCGGUACAGAGAGGUGCGGUACAGAGGUGUGCGGUACAGAGAGGUGCGGUACAGAGAGGUGAAGUACAGAGAGGUGCAGUACAGAGGUGUGCGGUACAGAGGUGUGCAGUACAGAGAGGUGCAGUACAGAGAGGUGCGGUACAGAGAGGUGCAGUACAGAGAGGUGCGGUACAGAGGUGUGCAGUACAGAGAGGUGCAGUACAGAGAGGUGCGGUACAGAGAGGUGCGGUACAGAGGUGUGCGGUACAGAGGUGUGCGGUACAGAGAGGUGCGGUACAGAGAGGUGCAGUACAGAGAGGUGCAGUACAGAGAGGUGCGGUACAGAGGUGUGCGGUACAGAGGUGUGCGGUACAGAGAGGUGCAGUACAGAGAGGUGCAGUACAGAGAGGUGCAGUACAGAGAGGUGCGGUACAGAGAGGUGCGGUACAGAGGUGUGCAGUAUAGAGAGGUGCAGUACAGAGAGGUGCAGUACAGAGAGGUGCGGUACAGAGGUGUGCGGUACAGAGGUGUGCGGUACAGAGAGGUGCGGUACAGAGGUGUGCGGUACAGAGAGGUGCGGUACAGAGAGGUGCGGUACAGAGAGGUGAAGUACAGAGAGGUGCAGUACAGAGAGGUGCAGUACAGAGAGGUGCGGUACAGAGGUGUGCGGUACAGAGGUGUGCGGUACAGAGGUGUGCGGUACAGAGAGGUGCGGUACAGAGGUGUGCAGUACAGAGAGGUGCAGUACAGAGAGGUGCAGUACAGAGAGGUGCGGUACAGAGGUGUGCGGUACAGAGGUGUGCGGUACAGAGAGGUGCGGUACAGAGGUGUGCGGUACAGAGAGGUGCAGUACAGAGGUGUGCGGUACAGAGAGGUGCAGUACAGAGGUGUGCGGUACAGAGGUGUGCGGUACAGAGAGGUGCAGUACAGAGAGGUGCAGUACAGAGAGGUGCGGUACAGAGAGGUGCGGUACAGAGGUGUGCGGUACAGAGGUGUGCGGUACAGAGAGGUGCGGUACAGAGGUGUGCGGUACAGAGAGGUGCAGUACAGAGGUGUGCGGUACAGAGGUGUGCGGUACAGAGAGGUGCGGUACAGAGAGGUGCGGUACAGAGAGGUGAAGUACAGAGAGAAAGUCAAAGAGUCCACCGCUGUCAAAGAGCCUCCUGCCCAGACCGGCCCCCAGACCGGCCCCCAGACCGGCCCCCAGACCGCCCCCCAGACCGGAUUUCAGACCGGAUCUCAGACCGGCCCUCAGACCGGCCCUCAGACCGGCCCUCAGACCGGCCCUCAGACCGGCCCUCAGAGGCAGCGUAGGAUCCAGGACCACGAAAAGGAGAGGAAGGAGCUGCUCACCAAAGCUUCAACACAGACACCAGAGAAGAAGGCGGACAGUGAGGACAGCCCCCCUCAGGCCACCAGAGGUACUGCAGCAGUGGGAGGAGCUCAGUCUCUGGAACCGCCUUUCAUCAAACUGAGCCAAGAGGAGUAUGGAGAACACCACUCCUCCAUCAUGCACUGCAGGUGGGAGACCAGGAGGAGACCAGGAGGAGACCAGGAGGAGACCGGGAGGAGACCGGGAGGAGACCAGGAGGAGACCGGGAGGAGACCGGGAGGAGACCAGGAGGAGACCGGGAGGAGACCGGGAGGAGACCGGGAGGAGACCGGGAGGAGACCAGGAGGAGACCGGGAGGAGACCGGAAGGAGACCGGGGGGAGACCAGGGGGAGACCGGGAGGAGACCGGGGAGGAGACCGGGAGGAGACCGGGAGGAGACCGGGAGGAGACCGGGAGGAGACCGGGAGGAGACCGGGAGGAGACCGGGAGGAGACCGGGAGGAGACCGGGAGGAGACCGGAGGAGACCGGAGGAGACCGGGAGGAGACCGGGAGGAGACCGGGAGGAGACCGGGAGGAGACCAGGAGGAGACCGGGAGGAGACCGGGAGGAGACCGGGAGGAGACCGGGAGGAGACCGGGAGGAGACCGGGAGGAGACCGGGAGGAGACCGGGAGGAGACCGGGAGGAGACCGGGAGGAGACCGGGAGGAGACCGGGAGGAGACGGGAGGAGACGGGGGGGAGACCGGGAGGAGACCGGGAGGAGACCGGGGGGAGACCGGGAGGAGACCGGGAGGAGACCGGGAGGAGACCGGGAGGAGACCGGGAGGAGAGGGGACCGGGAGGAGACCGGGAGGAGGAGACCGGGAGGAGGAGACCGGGAGGAGGAGACCGGGAGGAGGAGACCGGGAGGAGGAGACCGGGAGGAGGAGACCGGGAGGAGACCGGGAGGAGACCGGGGGGAGACCGGGGGGAGACCGGGGGGAGACCGGGAGGAGACCGGGAGGAGACCGGGGAGGAGGAGACCGGGAGGAGGAGACCGGGAGGAGGAGACCGGGGGAGGAGACCGGGAGGAGACCGGGGGGAGACCGGGGGGAGACCGGGAGGAGACCGGGAGGAGACCGGGGGAGGAGACCGGGAGGAGGAGACCGGGGGAGGAGACCGGGAGGAGGAGACCGGGGGGAGACCGGGGGGAGACCGGGGGGAGACCGGGGGGAGACCGGGGGGAGACCCGGGGGGAGACGGGGGGAGACCGGGAGGAGACCGGGGGGAGACCGGGGGGAGACCGGGAGGAGACCGGGGGGAGACCGGGAGGAGGGAGACCAGAGUGAGAGACCAGAGUGAGAGACCAGAGUGA
Knipowitschia caucasica is the source of this 3717-nucleotide messenger RNA. The record is from the annotation of a GenBank genome assembly. NCBI's taxonomy places the organism in Eukaryota, Metazoa, Chordata, Actinopteri, Gobiiformes, Gobiidae.